Onychomys torridus (southern grasshopper mouse) is the source of this 4184-nucleotide messenger RNA. RefSeq names its product chloride intracellular channel 4 (gene Clic4). Lineage: Eukaryota; Metazoa; Chordata; Mammalia; Rodentia; Cricetidae. The coding region runs from base 198 to 959 and encodes 253 amino acids. The record is from RefSeq and is a predicted model, not a curated record. The transcript has 6 exons.
GCAACCCCCUCCGAGACGCGCGCGAGGCGGGAGGCGGUGCUGAGGCUCUGAGGCCGCGGGCAGCUUUGACGCCGGGACUGUCCAGCGAGCGAGCGAGCCAGCGAGCGAGCCAGCGCGGCGGGAACCCGCAGCCACAGCAGCCCCACAGCCGCAGCCGCAGCUGCAGCCGCCGUCCGCGGAGCCCAGCCCAGCCGGCCAUGGCUCUGUCGAUGCCCCUGAACGGGUUGAAGGAGGAGGACAAAGAGCCCCUCAUCGAGCUCUUCGUCAAGGCCGGCAGCGAUGGAGAAAGCAUAGGAAACUGCCCCUUUUCCCAGAGGCUCUUCAUGAUUCUGUGGCUCAAAGGAGUUGUGUUCAGUGUUACAACUGUUGACCUGAAAAGGAAGCCUGCAGAUCUACAGAACUUGGCUCCCGGGACCCACCCACCAUUUAUAACCUUCAACAGCGAAGUCAAAACGGAUGUAAAUAAGAUUGAGGAAUUUCUUGAAGAAGUCUUGUGCCCCCCGAAGUACCUAAAGCUUUCACCAAAACACCCGGAGUCAAAUACUGCUGGGAUGGACAUCUUUGCCAAAUUCUCUGCUUACAUCAAGAACUCAAGGCCAGAGGCGAAUGAAGCGCUGGAGAGGGGGCUCCUGAAGACACUGCAGAAACUGGAUGAGUAUCUGAAUUCUCCCCUCCCUGACGAAAUUGACGAGAACAGUAUGGAGGACAUCAAGUGUUCCACACGCAGAUUUCUGGACGGCGACGAGAUGACGCUAGCAGACUGUAACCUGCUGCCCAAGCUGCACAUCGUCAAGGUGGUGGCCAAAAAAUACCGCAACUUUGAUAUUCCUAAAGGAAUGACAGGCAUCUGGAGAUACCUGACAAAUGCCUACAGCAGAGAUGAGUUCACCAACACCUGCCCCAGCGACAAGGAGGUGGAAAUCGCAUACAGUGAUGUCGCCAAGAGACUCACCAAGUAAACAGCACCUUUGAGAGAGAUGCCUUCAGAUUCCCCCAGAAUACGCUUUCCUAACAGACUGCUCUGCCUCCUCUAAAGUAGAAAUGUAUUUUGCAUGAACAUGCAGUUACUCAAGACUAGGAUUAAAGGUAGACAAAGUGUAGUAGUUAUCUCCAAUACACACUCCUAAGCAGUAUUAUUCUAAAAUCCUCUGCCCGGCCCACCUGUCCCGCCCGUCUGCUCUCCUCCAGUUCAGAGGCACUCCACCACAAGCUCGUCACACGAGAGGCAGUUUGCCAUCCCUCUGGAGCCCCGACCGUCACGUCCAUCCACUGUGUAGAUGGCAAACUUGAGGUCCAGUGGUCAACCAUUAGAAUAGUAGCCGUGACGUCAGUGGGCCCACGCUGGUGUGUGGUGCAUGGUACAAAGAAUAUUUAUGUAUUGGGGAGAAUUGUAAUAUUGAGUAAGGAAUAUGGGCGGAUUACUACUGUGUUGGACAUACUAUUUCAGUGUCGUCUGCCCUGGAGUGUGCUGGAGGGUGUUGCUGUCUGGGAAACUGCCUUCCAUAGAGAGACUGCUAGGUUCUUGGUAGAUACUUAAUUUUGCCCAAAUGUGUCCUUUGUAUAAAUUGUAACAUCCGAUACUAUGUAGAAACAGAAAGACUGAGGGCUGGGAAGACAUUCUCAAAAUGCUAAGAGAAGAUGGGUGGGUUCUCUAUUAUGUUGUCUUAGAUACAUUUACAACAGUACAGUACAGCUGCCUGCCUUGGCACAGGUCUCUCUGUCGUGUGCCCCCCCCCCCCCCCCCCCCCCCCCCCCCCCGCUUGGGAUGGAACCCAGGGCUUUGUGCUUUGUGUAGGCCUGACAAGGCUCUGUCCCCCACCUCCCUCUUGUACAAAGCUCCUUUCUUGGGUGACCCUGUAUCUUCCUGUCUUUGAGCAGCACUGCAUAGCUGAUACUCACCUGCUGCAGCUUGGUAACUAGCAUGUGAACCACUCAGAAGUUAUUCGGGUUCAGGGUCAGCUUAUUGAAAUGUCAAGUACACGUUACUCCUAAAGCAGACUCUCUGGAGGGGUGUGAGGAAUGCAUCAUCCAGCCCAUCUUAAACUCCCAUUCCCCCUCCAUUUGCAUUAGACCGAGGGGGAGGCCGUCACUUCUCUUGGGAUAAAUUGUGGUUGUCAUAGUGGUGUGUAUUUCCCACAGCUUUGCCUAGUGUCCACUGCCACAAUGAGGACUAGCACUGUUUCAUUCUUGCUGUGUGUGUUGAGAUAAGAUGUUACUCUGAAGCCCUGGUUGGCCUGGAACGUGUUGAGUGACCCGGGCUGGCCUCAAAGUUGUGGCCAUCCUGCCCUUUCCUCCUGAGUGUUGGGAUUGUGAGUGUGCACCAUCACGCCUGUCUUUUUUCCUCCUUCUUAAACAAAGUCUAAGCUGAAAGUUGUUUGUAGUUUAACAAAGGAGAGUGAGUUUGGUAACAGGAGACGUUUGCUGUGUAUUUACUGUCCUCUCACCCACCCCAACAAAGUGGGCUUUCUGAGCGGUCCUCCAGAGCCUGGAUGUGACUGUACUGCAGUUUUGAUGAUUGCUCCUCACAGGCUUUCCGCCCCACAGUACGCGGCCGCUUCAAGGUAGCCUGCUUUCCCCUUUGGUGUGCAGACAGUAAAUAAAUGCCGACUCUGCGGAAGCAUUCUGACUCCUAAGAGGCCCCCUUUUAAAACUUCCCAGUAAUUGCCCUAGCAGGGGACAAGGGAAGCUUUGCAGUGCAUCCCUGUGGCUCAGGGAGAUGCCUCUGCCACAGCUUUCACCCGUAGUGCGGAUCAGGUGUGAGCACCCACCACUGUGCAAACUCUGGGUGGUGAGGUGUCUGGUUCCAGGGGGAGGCACUGUCUUUUCUCCUUUGAGAAAUGACCCUGCAGUGUCUCCAUAGGCAGAAAUGUCCCAACUUUACAUAGUGACAGCUUGUCCUCGGGUAGGAUUGCAUCUUUCAUGAGGAAGAUUCUGGAAAAUGAAUACCUGUUCUUUCUGUAAGUGGAUGCAGUGAGGGCUUCUCACACCAGAGGUUGUGCAGGACAGUGAAGAGGACAGGCUGAAACUGGCGGAGAUGCCCACCCUUGGUGUUUAUUCUCAGUGGCUUCCUAAUUUGCCUCAUGGUUGCUCUUGCUGUCUCUGGAUGUCCAAGGAAGGGAAGCCUGCCUUGGUUUUGGCCAAGGCAGAAUUGUUUUUCUCUGUAGAAAGAUACAUUUAGUUUGUAUGAAGGAAGUCAGACAGGUUUGAGAUUGGCAAUGGACAGAAGCUGGAAAAAGGAAGGCCUGCAGCGAACACCCACCACUCCAUCUGUGCAAAGAUCGUGGCUUAAAACCUGGAGAUUUGAAACGUGCCAAUGUGGAGGUUCCCGUGCAGUUGAUGCAGUGUGUGAGUACAGGAGUCACCUAGUCUCACGUCCACACUAGUGACUCAUCCCUCCUCCGUGUUUAACCUCCUUUCCUUACCAGCCCUCCCCGGGGAGGCGGGGUUCUGACGGAGUCUCCCUAUUUUCCAGUGGAUACUGAGAAACUAUUAAACAGUGGGAAUGCCCACUAUUCUAAUUCCUCCUGUAACUUCCUUUGUUCUGUAGAUACAGAUUUUCAAUGCAAGCAAAUAAGACUUUCUCAGUGGCAUUAGCUUUCAUAGCUCUAAACUCCUGAGCAAUUGCAUACCAUGAAGAGAUGCUGAGUGAUUUGUACCCUAGGUGGAUCGGCUCUAGAAUGUAGGCAUUUAUACUUUGGCAGAGUUAUUCUGGAAUCUUGCCCGAGUUGCAUGUAGAUAGGAUUUAUUUCUUCAUAUUUAAACUCAUUUAGGAAAUAUCUACAAAGUAAAAAUGAGGGGAAGUAGAAAUUAUUUUUUAGUGAAGAUUUUGGUUCACACCUCAAGUUGUAAAGGACUCACCAGUUUCUUCGGCUGGCAAUAGUCGACAUUUGGUUCAGAGAGAGCGCGUUUGUUAGUGAAACUCACAGUGGACUUCUAAAGGUUCAUCUUUACAAUUAUCAAAGUGUGUGGAAAAAAUUUAAGUCCCAAGCCAUAAAAAUUCAGCACCCAAGCCAUAAUGCUGACCAGACAGGAUUGGAGUAUUUGUUUAUAGAGUCCCUUGGUAGGAAUGAAAGCUCAUUACAGAAUUCUUGCAUUUUCUUUCUUCUCUCUGGAACAUCAACACCAGUAGAUUGCUGGCAGCUAUUGUAUUAAAAAAGUAAAUAAAUAUAUUUUCACUAUCAAAA